Molecule: messenger RNA, 1114 nt
Organism: Saccoglossus kowalevskii
Lineage: Eukaryota; Metazoa; Hemichordata; Enteropneusta; Harrimaniidae
Product: telomere repeats-binding bouquet formation protein 2-like
Biological process (GO): homologous chromosome pairing at meiosis; meiotic attachment of telomere to nuclear envelope
Cellular component (GO): nuclear inner membrane
Source: RefSeq, a predicted model, not a curated record
AUUGACGGAGAAGGAACCAGUUUUCCAAAAUACUGAAUGUAACAACACUAUCAGCUUGUAAGAUUUACAAUUCUUAUUAUAAAUAUCCAGUUUUUGGUGUCCGUGGGCAUUGGUUAUUUUGGUAAUUGUCGACAUUGUAUGUUCGUAUUAAGUUACUUAAGUGGCCACAACAAACUCUUCGGCGGUCAAAACAAAAUACGCAUGGAAAGUAAUGUUUUGGUAAGAAUUAUUAUAAUCGUUUGCAAAAAUGGGUGAUUUAUUUAAAGAAAAAAGUGCAUGGUUUUCGAACAGUGUCAAAAAGAGAAGAAAAGAAACCUGGGUGCAAGAAGGUGGGAUUUUUGCCGAUAGAAACACAGCUAAAUUUCUAUUUAGUGAAGAUUCCAUGGCAGAAGAUACACAAUGGAUAUUUAGCUCCACUCUUUAUUCAGAUAAUGCCAUAGCAGUUUUUCAUGCCAGUUAUAUAGAUGCUUGCUGCAGAGAAAAGUCUCUGAAUGAUGUUGUUCUUGGAAAAUAUUUUCUACCACCUGCUGAGAUGUAUGAAUUGACUCGAAUGCAAGGUGGAUUUGAGUGGGAGAAGCAACAAGAUAUUCCAACAGAAGAUAACAAAACAGAAGGAACUGACAAUGAGCCAGAUAGAUCAAGCACUCACAAAAGGCAUUCAAGUGAAUGUGUAAAGUGCCUUGAAAGUCGCAAUGCUACUAAACAGAAUUUUCCUCAUAUAGAUGACUUACCAGCAGUGACUGGAGAACUUGUAGAUUUUAUUCCCGGUCAGCAUGGUUUUACUGUGAGGCAUGUUCGAUGAUGUGCUGUGAAGCUGUUCAUCACAACCUAUUUCUGUCAAUCUCUUAUAUCUUGGUUAAAGACUUUGAAAAUUUGUAAUUCGGUAUAUUUUUUGCCCUAAUAUUAUAAUAUAUUAAUUUGAUUUAGGUUGGGCUGUGGUCUGUAAAUAUAAAUGUUUUUAUUAAACUGGUUCAAAAAUGUCAUUCAUUCAACAAUGAAUUAUUCAUGUCACCACUAAUUUCAAUGGCUCUAGGAAUUCUGAGAAAAAUGCUUAACCCCAUUUUAUGGGUUUUUUGUCUUAUUUUCACAUUAUGGUAGACAAUCUUAACAAUUU